AAUAAUAUAAAUAGUAAUAUUUAUAGUAUAUUUCCAAUAAUGGCAGUCAGUGAAUUUCGGAACGCAGUCUUAUAUAGUCAAGUCAAAAAGCCACAUGUUUGUAGUUGCGCGCACCGCGUACCGUCAACCGUCAGCUGUGUACCGCCCUGUUUUUGAGAGACCGAGCAGCCGAGCACGCACACGAGAAAUUCUACAUGCGUUUUGAAUAUCGCAUGAUUUGUCCGCAGCAGCACGCAGAAUAUCGAGCUGUCCAGAAAGCUUCAACAAACGCUUCGGUGAAUCCAAUCGCCGAAACAGUCGUAUCGGAACGUGGGGUAAAAGAGUCGGUAUAAAGCUGAACGGAGCAGUCGUCCACCGCAGCGAGCCAACAUGCAGGAAUCUCAGCCGAAAAAGGGCAAAAAAGCUAGGAGAAAGCGCAAUGAUAGUGACGAAGACAUUGAACAAGUAUUGGCAGAGUUGGCACUGGAAUAUUCUGGAGAGAAAUCAGUUAAUGACAAUAAAGUUGAAAACAAGUUGGAAUCAAACGAGCAACAGAUUGAUGAUGAAGAUAAAAAGAAAAAAGGGAAAACGGAUAAGAAGAAGGAAAAGGCUGAAAAAGAUGACAUUAAAGAUGAAGCUACAGACAAUAAUAUAAUAGCAUCAUUAGACGAUACUGAUAUGGACAUUGAAGUUACUACUGUAAAAACAGCAGCGCAAAAGAAAAAGGAGAAGAAAGAAAGGGAGAAGCAAAAGAAAUUGGCUCAAAAAAAAAUAGAAGUCACUAAGGAAACUAACAAGCAGGCAGAGAAUGGUGAAACAAUCAAAGCUACAGUCUUUGAUGAGAAAACAAAUGAUAAAGUGGUAUCUGAAAAGAAACAGGAUACUGUGGAAGCCGAUGGUGAUAUUGUUGAACCAGAAGAUGGUUCAAAGAAGAAAAAGAAAAAAGUUAAGGAAGAAACUAAAGAAAAAGGCAAAGGUCCUGGAAAGAAAACUAUUGCUGCUAUGCAGGAGGCUUUAAGGAAAUUAAAAGAAGAGGAAGAGAGAUUAAAGCGCGAGGAAGAGGAAAGGAUACGGCAAGAGGAAUUACGGGAGCAAGCUAGGCAAGAACAAUUGCGACUUGAACAAGAGCGUAAAGAAAAGAAGAAAUUGAAAGAAAAACAGCGGAAAGAGAGGCUGAAAGCAGAAGGAAAGUUUUUGACUACAAAACAAAAGCAGGACAGAGCUAGAGCACAAGCGAUGAUUGAAGCACUUAAAGCUCAGGGUCUGGAUUUGCCAGAUGUAGGAGAAAAAAAGCCUAGACCAGGAACUCGAAUCAGGCCAAACAAAAUGAAACAACAAGGUAGUGUGGAGAAAAAAGAGGAAGAGAAAAUUGAAACAUCAGCGGCUCAAGUGCAAGUAGAAAUUGUAGAUGAACUGGUAAAGGAAAUAAAGGAGGAGAAGAAGGAAGAAGAUGAUGUCAAGGAUUCAUGGGAUGCCGACACCACUGAAGAUGAACAGGAAGAUGAAGAUAAAUCGGACAAUAUUCUCAAGACAUCCGAAACAGCGGCAGAAGCUGUUCAAAAAGUGUCUACUAUUACUGAAUCAGAAAAGAAAGAAUCCUCCGAAAGUGAAAUAGAAAGCGAAAGUGGGAGUGAAUCUGAAUCUGAAGAAGAUAGUGAACAAGACAGUGAGGUGGAGGAUAGAGUGCCAGAUGCUGCACGUAAAAAGGAACGUGCAAGAGAACGAAUUCAAAAUCGUCGUAUAGAAGCUGAAAAGAAGAAAUCUUUAGAUAAUCUGAGAGCUGCCGUAGUCUGCGUUUUAGGCCAUGUAGAUACUGGCAAAACCAAGAUUCUGGAUAAACUCAGGAGAACGAAUGUACAGGAUGGAGAAGCUGGUGGUAUAACUCAACAAAUCGGUGCUACUAAUGUACCGAUUGAAGCUAUCCAAGAUUCGACAAAGCAUGUAAAAGGCUUUGCUGACAAGAAAUUUAAAAUUCCUGGUCUCUUGAUCAUAGAUACACCUGGUCACGAAUCAUUUAGUAACCUCAGGAGCAGAGGAUCUUCUCUUUGCGAUAUAGCAAUUUUAGUUGUAGAUAUUAUGCAUGGGUUGGAACCGCAAACUAUAGAGAGUAUCAAUUUAUUGAAAGUAAAAAAAUGUCCUUUUGUUGUUGCCCUUAAUAAAAUUGAUAGGUUAUACGAUUGGCAAACUAUGAGUCGUAAGGAUGUUCAAGAUAUAGUGAAGAAUCAAGCACCUAAUACUCAGCGAGAAUUCGAAAAGCGGUCAAAGGACGUAAUUGUGCAGUUUGCUGAACAAGGUCUCAAUGCGGCAUUGUAUUAUGAGAAUCCAGAUCCUAGGAAUUAUGUAUCUUUAGUUCCUACCAGUGCUAUAACAGGCGAAGGCAUGGGUAAUCUGUUGGCAUUAAUAGUUGAUGCCUGUCAGGGUCCUCUGGCUAAGAGAUUGAUGUACAGUGAAGAACUUCAGGCUACCGUAUUGGAGGUCAAAGCAUUGCCUGGACUCGGCACUACGAUAGAUUGUAUUCUAGUCAAUGGAAUGUUAAAAGAAGGCGAUACAGUCAUUAUCGCUGGUACGGAUGGGCCUAUUGUAACGCAAAUUCGCUCGCUUCUUAUGCCGCAACCGUUAAAAGAAUUAAGAGUUAAGAGUGCGUAUAUCGAACAUCGCGAAGUCAAAGCAGCUCAAGGAGUGAAAAUUGCCGCAAAGGAUUUAGAGAAAGCCAUUGCUGGAUUGAAUUUGCAAGUUGCACAAAAACCAGAUGAAGUGGAUGUAUUAAAAGAAGAAAUAGCAAAGGAAUUAUCUAGUGCUCUUGGAAAUAUACGGUUAGCUGAACGAGGAGUUUACGUCCAGGCGUCAACUUUGGGAGCCCUUGAAGCAUUGCUAGAUUUUUUGAAGACCAGUAAAAUACCGUACUCCGGAAUUCGUAUCGGGCCGGUCGUCAAGAAAGAUGUCAUGAAAGCUUCCAUCAUGCUGGAACAUGAUAGCCAGUGAGUCCAUUUGGAAUACACCGUCU
This is a messenger RNA of Formica exsecta, 2983 nucleotides long. It is a transcript of the gene eIF5B, whose product is annotated as eukaryotic translation initiation factor 5B. The record is from RefSeq and is a predicted model, not a curated record. Gene Ontology annotation, molecular function: GTPase activity; translation initiation factor activity; GTP binding. The coding region runs from base 370 to 2961 and encodes 863 amino acids. Lineage: Eukaryota; Metazoa; Arthropoda; Insecta; Hymenoptera; Formicidae. The transcript is spliced from 12 exons.